CACACACACACAACCACCCCCACUCGCGGCCGGCCCUACCUCACCGGGGCCUCUCCUCCGCCGUCGUCGCGCCGUCGUGAGGCUGGGUUUGGAUCUGGGCCGCCACCAUGGAGUUGGCGGUAGGCGCCUCGGAGGCCACCAUCAAGUCCCUGCUGAGCAAGCUCGGGAGCCUUCUGGCGGAGCAGUACGCCUUGGCCCGCGGCGUCCGCAGCGACAUCCAGUUCAUUAACGACGAGCUCGCCAGCAUGCAGGCCUUCCUCAGCAACCUUGGCAACAGCACCGGCAACCACGACGACCAGACCAAGGACUGGAUGAAGCAGGUCCGCGACGUCUCCUACGACAUUGAGGACUGCGUCGACGACUUCACCAACGGCCUCCGCCCGGAUCCCCAGCCCGACGACUGGCUUUCCAAGGCCCGCGGGUUCCUCUACGAGAUCUGGACCUUACGCAGCCGGAGCAGCAUCGCCGCCCAGAUCGCCGAUCUCAAGCAGCGGGCGCAGCAUGUGGGUGACCGCCGCGUCAGGUAUGGCGUCCGCGACCCGAAUCCCGGCACCGGGAAAAAUGGUUUGGGUGGAUAUACCAUUGCUGAGCACCAGGAGAUAACCCGUCGGCUUAUCGGCAUCAAGGAGCCAGUUGGGGUGGACAUAGCGAAGCUUGAGGAGUGGAUUAGAUCUGAGGAGUUGAAGCUGGGUGUUCUAUCCAUAUACGGAUUCGGCGGUGUGGGAAAAACCACCGCCGCCAUGGCACUGUACCGGAGUUGCGGGGUUCAUUUCGAGUGCCGGGCAAUGGUCACCGUGUCUCAUCACACUGACCCUGAUGUAGUCCUCUGCGACAUACUGAGGCAAGUCAAGAUGCAGGUGAAGGAUCAGCAAGACCAGAAUAGCACCGUAAGCAUCUCGGAGGAGAAGAAUCGAGCAGCAGUAGCUCCCCUCCAGAUGCUCAGCAGGUUGAGCCAAAUCCUGAUGUGUUGGGCCAAUCAAGACAAGGAUGGUAAAGCCUCCGACAAGGAGCACAAAGCCAUAACAGAGGGUCUCCAGAAACACCUCGGGGAUAAUAGGUACUUACUGUUAAUUGACGAUGUCUGGUCAUCAUCUAUGUGGCAGACAAUCUUGAACUGUUUGCCAAGAAAAGAGCAAGGUAGCAGAAUAAUCGUGACCACCCGAUUUGAAGCUGUUGCGAAGAAUUCACUCGUGGACCAUGAUUAUUUCCAUCAGAUGGGUACUCUAGGUGACGAUGGUGCCAAGGACUUAUUUAACAGAAGUUUGUCCGAGUGCAGGGAUACUCAAAGCACUAAGGCAAGUCAGAAUGAUCAAGUUCCACCCGAAAGAAUCUGGAAGAUGUGUGGCGGCCUGCCAUUACCCAUAGUUACCAUGGCUGGUCUUGUGGCAUCCAACAAGGACAAGAAGCCAGAGGAAUGGAAUGACGUUUGCAAGACCUUGUUUCCAGAACAACAAGUAUGCCAAAAACCGGAGGAAUUUAUGAGGAUAAUCAAUUACUGCUACGGUGUUUUGCCUAGUGACCUCAAGAUUUGCUGCCUGUAUUUUAGCAUCUUCCCAAAGGGUCGCAAGAUCAGCAAAAAGCGGCUAAUGAGGAGAUGGAUAUCGGAAGGUCUUGUCAGCGAGAAGCAAGGGUUGAGUGUGGAAGACGUUGCAGAGACGUGUUUUAAUCAACUUAUUAAAAGGCAGAUAAUACGGCCUGUAGAGAACAGCACCGAUGGCAAGGUGAAGAGCUGUCAAGUCCAUGACAUGGUCCUUGAGUACAUUAUAUCCAAGGCAGCCGAAGAGAAUUUCGUCACUGUGGUUGGUGGCCAGUGGUCCGUACCAACCCGUAGCAACAAAGUCCGCAGGAUGUCCCUCCACAGCAGUGACUCCAAACAUGCGAGGAAAGCAUAUGCAAUGAACUUGUCUCAUGUCCGAUCACUGACUGUGUUUGGGAGCCUAGAGCAACAGCGGUUUAAAUCAUUCAAGACUGGAAUAGUGCAAGUACUAGACCUCGAAAGUUGCAGUGGUUUCAAGGCAAACCAUGCCAGUGUCUCGGACAUCUGUAAAAUGACUCUUCUCAAGUACCUGAGCCUCCGAGGAACAGACAUCAGCGUACUACCACCGAACAUUGGGGAUCUCAAGUAUUUGGAAACACUGGACAUAAGGCAGACGGAAGUUGAAGAACUGCCUAAAACUGUAGUUCUGCUGGAACGAAUCAGCAAUAUACUUGGAGGAGAUAAGAGAACACGGAAAGCCUUGAAGUUGCCUAAAGAGAUCAAGAAGGGAGCAAUGAAAACCUUGCGCGUACUGUCUGGGAUCGAGAUCACCGAGGGAUCGACUGCUGUAUCAAACCUUCAUGAAUUAACUGGGCUUAAGAAGUUGGCCAUUUACAAGCUUCACAAGUCUGGCCAUGAUGAGUUGCUCUCCACUAUCCAGUACCUCGGCGGUUAUUCUCUUAAAACUCUUGUGAUUGAUGAUGAGUCAUCUGAGUUCCAUGAUAAACUGGACGAAAUGUCGACACCUCCACUAUACCUGAAUGCUCUAGAGCUGUCCGGCAAGUUGUGUAACUUCCCAGAAUGGAUCACUAAACUCGGGGACAUUGUCAAGUUAACCCUUUCAGCAACACUUCUUGGGGCAGAAAAUCUGGUGAGACUUAGGGGCUUGAAGACAUUAUUUUCUCUCACCUUUUCAGUAUGUGCAACAAAACACGAUCCUGAUAUUGCAGCCAUUCUUCAUAAGAACAAAUCUGAUUAUGGCGGCGAGAUCUUUUUUCCACCUGGAGGGUUUGCUAAUCUCAAGUUGUUCCGCAUCUUCACACCCAUUCUUCCAUCACUGAACUUCUCAGGAGGGGCGAUGCCAGGACUUGAAAGGCUUGAGCUGUGUUUCAAAAGGUUGGAAGGUCUUCAUGGCGUGGACAAACUUAAACUUCUCCACGACUUGAUCUUGACAGUUGAUGGAAAAGCAGAUAACACGACCAAGUCGAUACUAAAUGAUCUGAAAGCAGCAAAAGGUAACUACACCCUAAGCAUUAAGGAAUAGUGUGAUUGACUGAAGCGUCGACGUGCUAUGGUGUUUCUUGGAUCUUACAAAAUCAUCCGACCUUGCUGUAUCGUCAUGCGUCAGUGGAGAUGUUGUCUUUAUGCAUUGAGUACUCGGUUAUAUUUUGGCGUAAGUUUCCUUUUCUUGUUUUGUUGGAAAUAUGUCAAAUAGUUGUAUGGGUGAACUGGAACCUUAUGCAAUUUGUUUCAAGGGUGGACUGUUGCCCUUUUACCAA
Messenger RNA from Triticum aestivum (bread wheat), 3255 nucleotides. RefSeq names its product disease resistance protein Pik-2. NCBI's taxonomy places the organism in Eukaryota, Viridiplantae, Streptophyta, Magnoliopsida, Poales, Poaceae. Bases 108 to 3020 code for a protein of 970 amino acids. Gene Ontology annotation, biological process: defense response to other organism. The transcript has 2 exons. Gene Ontology annotation, molecular function: ADP binding. The record is from RefSeq and is a predicted model, not a curated record.